AUGGCCACGACCGGAAGUUCCGCCCCGGAAGCGGGUCGGCGGGCGGGCGCUGAGAGGAGCCGGGGGGUGUCGGUCUAUAAGCCUUGCCCGUUCCGCUCCCUGGGGCUUCCCCGAGCGCCGUUGGUGGUCAUGGCUGCUCCAGCCUCCGGGCAGGUCCGACGCAGAGCCCGGGCAGCGCCGCGGCCCCGCAAGGCCGAGGACUGGUGGUGGGACCGGCUGGCGCCGAGGGGCUCGGGGUACCACCUGCUGCAGUCCGACAACAUGCUGCUGGUGCUGUCCGAACCCGGCCCCGCCCGGCCCCGCGCACAGCGACGCGCUGCCCGCCGCACUCCCCGGCAGCCGCCCCCGGGCCUCCGCGCCGCGGCCAAGCCCAAGGCCAGGCUCAGGCCCAAGCCAGCGCCCUCGCCCGCGGCCGCGCGCGCACCCGCACCUGCACCCACGCCCACGCCCGAGGAAGGGCAAGACGCGGGCUGGGGAGACCGCAUUCCCUUGGAAAUCCUGGUGCAGAUUUUCGGGUUGUUGGUGGCGGCGGACGGCCCCAUGCCCUUCCUGGGCAGGGCUGCGCGCGUGUGCCGCCGCUGGCAGGAGGCCGCUUCCCAACCCGCGCUCUGGCAUACCGUGACCCUGUCGUCCCCGCUGGUCGGCCGGCCUGCCAAGGGCGGGGUCAAGGCGGAGAAGAAGCUCCUUGCUUCCCUGGAGUGGCUUAUGCCCAAUCGGUUUUCACAGCUCCAGAGGCUGACCCUCAUCCACUGGAAGUCUCAGGUACACCCCGUGUUGAAGCUGGUAGGUGAGUGCUGUCCUCGGCUCACUUUCCUCAAGCUCUCCGGCUGCCACGGCGUGACUGCUGACGCUCUGGUCAUGCUAGCCAAAGCCUGCUGCCAGCUCCAUAGCCUGGACCUACAGCACUCCAUGGUGGAGUCCACAGCUGUGGUGAGCUUCUUGGAGGAGGCAGGGUCCCGAAUGCGCAGGUUGUGGCUGACCUACAGCUCCCAGACGACAGCCAUCCUGGGCGCACUGCUGGGCAGCUGCUGCCCGCAGCUCCAGGUCCUGGAGGUGAGCACCGGUAUCAACCGUAAUAGCAUUCCCCUUCAGCUGCCUGUCGAGGCUCUGCAGAAAGGCUGCCCUCAGCUCCAGGUGCUGCGGCUGCUGAACCUGAUGUGGCUGCCCAAGCCUCCAGGACGAGGGGCGGCUCCCGGACCAGGCUUCCCCAGCCUGGAGGAGCUCUGCCUGGCGAGUUCAACCUGCAACUUUGUGAGCAACGAGGUCCUGGGCCGCCUACUCCACGGCUCUCCCAACCUGCGCUUACUGGAUCUUCGUGGCUGUGCCCGCAUCACGCCGGCUGGCCUUCAGGAUCUGCCAUGUCGGGAGCUGGAGCAGCUUCAUCUGGGCCUGUAUGGCACGUCAGACCGGCUGACUCUAGCCAAGGAGGGCAGCCCCUUGUUGACCCAGAAGUGGUGCCAUACACUGCGAGAACUGGACUUGAGUGGCCAGUGGUUCAGUGAGAAGGACCUGGAGCAGGCCCUGGCUGCCUUCUUAAGCACCCCUGGAAGCUCACACCCAGCCCUGUGCUCUCUUAAUCUCAGGGGCACCCGGGUCACACCAAGCACGGUCAGCUCUGUGAUCAGCAGCUGCCCAGGCCUGCUCUACCUCAACCUGGAGUCCUGCCGCUGCCUUCCCCGGGGUCUGAAGCGGGCCUACCGGGGCCUGGAGGAAGUCCAGUGGUGUCUGGAGCAGCUGCUCACCAGCCCCUCACCCAGCUAGGCAGCCACAGACCUGGGACACCUCAGCCAGCCUGCCCCCCUCACCUUUGCCCAAUUUCAGAUAUUUGAGCAUUUUGUUAAAAUAAAACGUUUUUAGAA
Pongo pygmaeus (Bornean orangutan) is the source of this 1859-nucleotide messenger RNA. It is a transcript of the gene FBXL6, whose product is annotated as F-box and leucine rich repeat protein 6. Gene Ontology annotation, cellular component: SCF ubiquitin ligase complex. Gene Ontology annotation, biological process: SCF-dependent proteasomal ubiquitin-dependent protein catabolic process. Gene Ontology annotation, molecular function: protein binding. The record is from RefSeq and is a predicted model, not a curated record. Bases 1 to 1761 code for a protein of 586 amino acids. Lineage: Eukaryota; Metazoa; Chordata; Mammalia; Primates; Hominidae. The transcript is spliced from 9 exons.